AUGUUUGAUAAGUUGAAUGAAAACAUUUUCCAUCUAAAAUUAAAUGAAAUAGAAAAUUUAAAACAUCAAAUAACUUCCCAUUUACUUGGAUUGAAGAAUGAAAUUGAAAAAUAUAUACCUGAAAUUAAUGAAGUAGAUCUUAAGUUUUUUGUCAAUCCUUUUUCCGUAAAAGUUAAUGUUUUGCCUUCAAAUAUUCAAGAAGAAGUUAUUGAAUUAAUAAAUUCUUACGAGUCAAAAAUCUUAUUUGAAUCUGCACCAUUAAUUGAAUUUUGGUGUAAAAUGACAUCAAAAUAUCACAAUAUUGGAUUUUAUAUAAUCGAUUUUUUGCUUUUGUUUCCGACUACAUAUCUCUGCGAACAAGGAUUUUCAUCGUUGUUUAAUUUAAAAUCAGUUCAUCGUGCGAGGCUGAAUGUUGUUCAUGAUAUUCGGGUGUGUCUUUCGUCAAAGGAUCCAGAAAUCGAUAGAUUAGUGAUUGAUAAACAACACCAUCCAUCUCAUUAA
This is a messenger RNA of Octopus sinensis (East Asian common octopus), 501 nucleotides long. RefSeq names its product SCAN domain-containing protein 3-like. Bases 1 to 501 code for a protein of 166 amino acids. The record is from RefSeq and is a predicted model, not a curated record. The transcript has a single exon. NCBI's taxonomy places the organism in Eukaryota, Metazoa, Mollusca, Cephalopoda, Octopoda, Octopodidae.